UCUCCUCCCAGCUGAAUCUUGGUGUUAUGUUUUUACAGCACAUUGACCAUUAAUACCAGCCAAUCCAACAAAACAUGAAGACUAAAACCAAAGGAAAGAAACAAAGGCAAACCACUGACAAAGAAGCGUUUUCCGAAGAGCCAGCAAUGAGAAAAAAGGAACUGGUGAAAUGUUUGCGGCGCAAAGAAAGGAGGAAUGGAGGAAACAAGGAGAGCAGCAAGAGCCCUCCAGGCAGAGGCAGGCGUGCUUGGAGCAGCAAGGACAGGCUGCUGAGGAGGCUGGAGAGCAACGAGCGUGAGAGGCAGAGGAUGCACAAACUCAACAACGCCUUCCAGGCCCUGCGCGAGGUCAUCCCUCACGUGAGGGCUGAGAACAAACUUUCCAAAAUAGAGACUCUCACUCUGGCCAAAAACUACAUUAAAUCCUUGACCUCCAUUAUACUCAAUAUGUCCAACGGACACUUUCCAACAGUAGAAGGGAUGGGGGGAGCCUGGGGAUCCAAAUUGUACCAGCAUUAUCAACAGCAGCAUGGGGAGGAUGACCAUGAGGAAAAUCUACAGAAAUAUUCCACAUAGAUUCAUAACUUCAGCCAAAACACCAACUGCCAGAUACUACUGCCAUUGUUCUUC
Molecule: messenger RNA, 629 nt
Organism: Camarhynchus parvulus
Lineage: Eukaryota; Metazoa; Chordata; Aves; Passeriformes; Thraupidae
Gene: BHLHA15
Product: basic helix-loop-helix family member a15
Exons: 1
Coding region: 75-575 (166 amino acids)
Molecular function (GO): protein dimerization activity
Source: RefSeq, a predicted model, not a curated record